AUGAAUACGGACAUUGCGCUGCGAGCCUUGGUGACAACUAAAGAGGCUGGUGUCAUUAUCGGCAAGUCUGGAAAGAACGUCAACGAGAUCCGCGAGCAGUCAGGAGCCAAGUUGAGCAUAUCGGAAAUCAUCCCUGGAGCUUCGGAGCGGAUUCUGACUGUCAAGGGACGCCUGGACACAGUCGCCAAGGCGUACGCGCUCGUCGGACAUAAAAUGGUCGCGGAACAAGGUGGCACUGAUGUUGCCCCAGAGACCGAGUCAGCCUCGAUCUCCAUGCUUGUCCCACAUCAUCUCAUGGGAUUCGUGAUCGGAAAAGGCGGAGCCAAGAUCAAAGAGAUUCAGGAAGCCUCAGGAGCGCGCGCCAAGGCAUCGGAAGAGAUGUUGCCCGGAUCGACAGAACGCACGCUUUUAAUCACGGGUGUACCCGACGCGAUCCAUAUUGCGGUCUAUCAUGUGGGUCAGAUCCUGCAAGAGAAAGGCAACGAGACCGAAAGCCGUGGUCGGAGCGUACAGACGGUCCUGUAUAGACCCAUGCGCCGGAAUGAUUAUGGUGGAUACCCGCCAGCGAUUGGUGGCAGUAGCAGUAGCAGUGGCAGCAUGCAUGGGCUUUAUGGACUGGACUAUGCACCAACCUCUGCGGGCGGUGGUGGCGCUGUGACCCAGGCGCAGCAGAUCUUUAUUCCGAAUGAUAUGGUCGGCACGGUGAUUGGGAAGAAUGGAAGUAAGAUCCAGGAGAUUCGACAGAUCUCUGGAUCGCAUAUUAAGAUUGCAGACUCCCACCAGGGUUCAGGAAACGAGCGGUUGGUGACGAUUACGGGAACACCAGAGUCGAACCAGAUGGCUGUCUAUUUGUUAUAUUCGCGCUUGGAGAGCGAGAAGACAAGACUGCAAUAG
Molecule: messenger RNA, 894 nt
Organism: Gamsiella multidivaricata
Lineage: Eukaryota; Fungi; Mortierellomycota; Mortierellomycetes; Mortierellales; Mortierellaceae
Exons: 3
Coding region: 1-894 (297 amino acids)
Biological process (GO): regulation of RNA metabolic process; regulation of gene expression
Cellular component (GO): cytoplasm; nucleus
Molecular function (GO): mRNA binding
Source: RefSeq, a predicted model, not a curated record